Neomonachus schauinslandi (Hawaiian monk seal) is the source of this 349-nucleotide messenger RNA. RefSeq names its product NADH:ubiquinone oxidoreductase subunit B1 (gene NDUFB1). The coding region runs from base 100 to 273 and encodes 57 amino acids. The transcript has 3 exons. Gene Ontology annotation, cellular component: mitochondrion. The record is from RefSeq and is a predicted model, not a curated record. Lineage: Eukaryota; Metazoa; Chordata; Mammalia; Carnivora; Phocidae.
GCAGGUCCCAAGGCCGCAGCUUCCGCCGGCGCCGGUGGUUGGGUCGUCGCUGCCCUUGGUCGUGGGGUCGUUUUUGGCACCAAGGCCGCAGCACUCAGGAUGAAUGUAAUUCAGAUUGUUCGUGAUCACUGGGUACAUAUACUUGUGCCCAUGGGGUUUGUCCUUGGAUGUUAUCUAGACAGAAAGAAUGAUGAAAAGCUGGCUGCCUUCCGGAACAAGAGUUUGUUGUUUAAAAGGGAAUUGAGACCCAAUGAAGAAGUCACCUGGAAGUAAAGGCCCCCGUGACUGAAUUACAGAAUGUUCACAUUUUAAAAAUUAGAAGAGAAAUAAAAACACAUUCAUUAUUUAA